This is a messenger RNA of Zophobas morio, 2994 nucleotides long. RefSeq lists its product as uncharacterized. The record is from RefSeq and is a predicted model, not a curated record. NCBI's taxonomy places the organism in Eukaryota, Metazoa, Arthropoda, Insecta, Coleoptera, Tenebrionidae. Gene Ontology annotation, molecular function: ATP binding; mismatched DNA binding; ATP-dependent DNA damage sensor activity. Gene Ontology annotation, biological process: mismatch repair. Gene Ontology annotation, cellular component: nucleus; MutSalpha complex.
AUGCAUAAAAUAGUGACAACACCCAUAAAAUCUUCUCAAACACUUUUUAAUUUCUUUUCCUCUCCAAUUUCGCAACCUUCUUUGCCUGAAGCAACUACUCUCACUUCCGUGCUGGAGCGCAAUCCAAAGAAAUUAAAAUAUGACGAGGCCAUUGUUAAUAAGAAGGAUGAAAGAAAGUCACUGUGCUCCCUGUCCAGUUAUAAAAGUUUUCCUUUCAAGCCAUCUUUGAAGUCUUCUCAGACAACUGAAAGGUAUUCUUGGCUUGUUGAUAUUAAAGAUCGAAAUCAAAAGAGACCCUUAGAUGAAGGCUAUGAUCCCACCACGUUGUACAUUCCCUCGCAAGCUUGGAGUAAAUUUACAAGUUUUGAGCGACAGUAUUGGGAGAUUAAAAAGGAUAAUUGGGAUACAAUAGUUUUCUUUAAAAAAGGAAAGUUUUAUGAACUUUAUGAAAAAGACGCAGAGAUUGGACAGAAGGAGUUUGAUUUAAAGUUGACUGAAAGAGUUAAUAUGAAAAUGGUGGGCGUUCCUGAAAAAACUUUUGUCCCGUGGGCCUCAAAGUUUAUUGGCUUGGGCUACAAAGUAGCCAAAGUAGAAGAAAUGGAAAGCGGUUUGCAGAAAAGUAUGCGAGAGAAAGAACAAAAUAUUAAAUCAAAAGAAAAAGUCAUUAACCGGGAACUGAAGUGUAUUAUAACAGCCGGCACGCUAUUGGGCGAUAUGGUGGUCGACGAAAUGUCUACUUACAUUAUGUCUAUAAAGGAAGAUAAUAUGAAUUACGGCAUCGUUUUUGCUGACUGCUCUACUGGAGAGUUUUUUAUCACGAAAUUUACUGAAGACUCAAAUCGCACUUUUUUGAAGACCAUUUUUAUGCAAAUAAAGCCACGUGAGUUAUUACUUGAAAAAGGCUGUUUUUCCAGCGAGACGCUAAAAACUAUAAAGAAUUACUUGAGCAAUCCUGUCGUGAAUAAGUUACUUUCAAGGACAGAAUUUUUAGGGCGGGACUCCGCAUUAGAUUUAUUGAAAUAUAAAAAUUAUUUUGAAAAUAGCCUUGAAAAAGUUGAAGAAUAUUCUUUUCUGCCGAAACCCCUCGAAAAGUAUAUUAACGAUGAGUUGGUGCUCUCUUCGUUGGGUGCUUUGCUUUACUAUUUUGAAAAACUUCGCAUAGCCAGCGAACUUCUCCCCUCCGCCGUUUUCAAACACUAUAAUCCUUUGAGCCAUGGAAAAACCAUGUUGCUUGACUCGCAGUGCUUGCAUAAUUUGGACAUUUUGCAUAACUCAGCGGAUAUGAGCAACUCUGGAACUUUGUUAGAGUUACUCAGUCAUUGCCAGACUUCUUUUGGAAAGCGGUUAUUUAAAAAAUGGCUGACUCACCCGCUUUUGAGUAUUGAAGCAAUGAAUGACCGAUACGAUGCUGUUGAAGAUUUUCAGCGAGGCUUGCUUGAUAGUUGCUUAAAACUGGAAGAAGUUUGCGAUUUUGAACGUUUAUUUUCGAAAAUGCGGAACUUUUCGUGCAAAUUGAGCGACUUUUUUAUGCUAAUGCAUUCCUUGCGUUUAGUAGUGAAAGAAGUUGAGUCUGUUCAGACAAUCGUUACUCAGUUAAAGUCUAAACUUCUUCGGCAAGUUUGUGGAAUUCAUUGCGAUGAUAAUUCAGAAGGCCUUUUCCCCAACAUUGCUUCUCUCGUUGAGUACUUUUCUUCUACGUACAUUGAAGAGGCUUCUGUCCGAGAAGAGAAGUUCGUCCCCUCGAAAGGCUUCGACAGCAAUUACGAUACAAUAAAAGAAGAUCUUUUACUAUUUGAAGAAAAGUUUUAUGUUGAACUUGAAGAGGUUAAGAAGUUAUUAAAGGAGCCCACCAUCACGUUUCGAGCGCUCGGCAAGGAACCCUUCCAGUUGGAAGUAAAGUCUACAGUAAAAGUUCCGAAGGGUUUCAUAUUAAAAUCAGAAACCAAAAAAUUUCGCCGUUACUGGUCACCAAAAAUACAAAAGCUUAUUACUCCCUAUUUAGAACUCAACGAGACUUUUGAGCGUUCUUCUAUAAAUGCUUAUGAGAAUGUAGUACGAAAAUUUAAUGAGCACGAUAAGCUUUGGAAAGAGUUUCUUGUGUGCGUUUCGGAAUUCGACUGCCUACAAAGUUUGUAUAGAGCAACUCUGAGCUUCGAAGAGCCCACGUGUCGUCCUCAACCUUUUUAUCGCGCUGAACCGCUUUUAUCAUUAAAAAAUAUGCGCCACCCAUGCCUCUGUAAAAAUAUUGAUUAUAUCCCCAACAAUGCCGUUUUUGGAGAGGAACAGCAUCCUAAUGCAAUGAUCCUUACGGGUCCCAACAUGGGAGGAAAGAGCACUUUCCUUCGGCAGACUUGUCUUGCUGUUAUCCUAGCUCAGAUUGGUUGUUUUGUUCCUGCGGAAUCAUUUCGCUUUACACCAGUCGAUAGAAUAUUUACGAGACUUGGCGCUAACGAUAAUAUUAUUGCUGGACGUUCUACUUUUAUGGUUGAGCUUGAGGAAACCGCUAAUAUUUUAAACAAUGCUUCCAAACGAUCAUUGAUAAUACUAGACGAACUUGGAAGGGGCACGAGCACUCACGACGGUUAUGCACUUGCCUAUUCGGUUAUGGAGUAUCUUGCCGCACGCGUCCGGUGCAUUACUUUAUUUUCCACUCAUUAUCACCUUUUAUGCGAGGAGUUUACUGAAAAUAAAAAUGUCAUGCUCAACCACAUGGCCUGCUCAGUUGAUCCAGUGAAAAAUGAAGUUACUUUUCUUUAUAAACUUGAAAAAGGCGAGUGCCCCAACAGUUACGGGCUCAACGUGGCUAAAAUGGCGGGAAUUCCUUUUGCAGUUGUUCAAAACGCUCAAAAAAAAGCAGCUGAGCUCGAGAAAAAGUUGCUUACCAAUAAAUAUCCAAGAAGCGGCUUGUUUAAAGCGUUCCUUCGCGGCAUUGAAGAAAAAAAUAUAGAAGUAGUCAAUGAGUUUUUUAACAAGUUGAUUGCUUUGGCUUAUUAA